Messenger RNA from Laetiporus sulphureus 93-53, 345 nucleotides. RefSeq lists its product as uncharacterized. The record is from RefSeq and is a predicted model, not a curated record. The transcript has a single exon. The coding region runs from base 14 to 295 and encodes 93 amino acids. NCBI's taxonomy places the organism in Eukaryota, Fungi, Basidiomycota, Agaricomycetes, Polyporales, Laetiporaceae.
UCUUUAGGUGCUGAUGCCUGUAUAUGACCACUGUCUUGGAUGUGCCGCAAGAUGUGAAGAUAUUCCUAAGCCGCCUGCUUAUCUCAAAGGUAAAGUUAUGUUGGAAAACAUUGCGCAAGCGGCCUUCAGGAGCAGGCGCGCGAGUCGGUCCACUUGUGUGAUGAACGUCUGCUCCUUUGCAUGGGAUCCCGCCGGGAAGUGGUGUGGAGGAGAUACGAGACGGUACCGUAAUUUUCGCGUUGGUUCUCAUUUUUGUAAUGAUUCUUUUAUUUCACUUUCUGCACAAGGACGAUGAUAGGCAUAAAGAUACUCGCAUCCGUCGACUCUAUCAGCGUCCGACGACGC